CUACAACGCAGACUGUGAGAUCAGUGUGGAGGUGAAGAAGCUAUGCAAGGCCGGCGUGAACGGCAUGCAGAUACACGGGACGCUGCGGUUGAUUUUGGCGCCGUUGCUGUCCGAUGUGCCCUUUGUCGGAGCCGUCACCUUCUUCUUCAUCCAGAAGCCGUUUCUGGACAUUAAUUGGACGGGAUUGACCAAUCUGCUGGAGAUCCCCGGGGUCAGCGACAUGUCGGACGGGAUGAUCGUGGAUCUCAUCGCCUCGUAUCUGGUGCUGCCCAACCGAUUCACCUUCCCCCUGAGCAGCCAGGUCAAUGCGGCCCAACUGAGGUUCCCCGUCCCACACGGGGUGCUGAGAGUUUAUCUGUACGAAGCCGAGAACUUGAUCCCCAAGGACACCUACCUGAGGGGCCUCAUAAAGGGGAAGUCGGACCCGUACGGGGUCCUCCGGGUGGGAAAUCAGACCUUCAAGAGCAAAACCAUCCGCGAGAACCUGAACCCGCUGUGGAAUGAGAUGUACGAGUUUGUGGUGCAUGAAGUCCCCGGCCAGGACUUGGAGGUCGAUGUUUAUGACGAGGACCCUGAUAAGGACGACUUCCUCGGCAGCCUGGUGAUUGGUCUGGAGGGCGUGAUGAAGGAUCGCAUUGUGGACGAGUGGUUUCCUCUCAGCGACGUGGUCAGCGGAACCGUUCACCUCAAACUGGAGUGGUGGUCACUGGUGGCAAACCAUGAAAAGCUUUGUGAGGUGAGUCGGGGGUCAGCGGGUCCCUCUGUCUGUCUGUCGGGGGCUCAGAACGGUUUUUCCACCGCCAUGGUGAUUGUGUACCUGGACAGCGCCAGCGGGCUGCCAGCGGCUACAUAUGACCUCUGA
This is a messenger RNA of Nanorana parkeri, 862 nucleotides long. RefSeq names its product extended synaptotagmin-3-like. The annotation marks the transcript as partial. Gene Ontology annotation, biological process: lipid transport. Lineage: Eukaryota; Metazoa; Chordata; Amphibia; Anura; Dicroglossidae. The transcript has 10 exons. The record is from RefSeq and is a predicted model, not a curated record.